AUGAUACUGGAAUGUACGAACGGAUACAACGGCUUGGCGUUGUUCUACAAAAAGCUUGAAGAAAUAUCAAUCAUUUUAAAGGAUGGAAGAACCACUCAGGCCAGAGUAAUGAAUUUCAUUCUGACAGUGCUCAAUUAUAUAAUCUUAAAAGUCGACGAUCAAACUUGCCUCCGCGAAUUCAUCAGUAUAUUCAAUGACAGAAGUAUGCAAGUCCUCAGAAACGAUCUGGAAAAUCUUCUGUACUUUAAGACCAAGUUUUUCAACUUCUUAAUCUUGGAGUUGCUGCUGGAAGCUGUCAGAAAAGAGAACAACGUUAAACCGUUCGUGGAUACGGCGAGCAAACAAUGGAACAAAAUUAUUUUUCAGAAAAGAGUCAAAGCUAUCGUGAAAUUUUUAAUUUUCCGAAAGAAAUCUUCUUAUCUCUACGAUAGAACCGAUAUGUCGGAUUGGUUUACUUACAAGCAAAAAGCUAGUAUCGUACUUAAUAACGAAAUCAAUUCAGCAGAUAAUUUUAUAACGAAUAAAAAUAAUUUGAACGAUAAUCGCGAGAAAGAUAUUGUGAGUUGUGCUUAUUAUAAAAGAAAAAGUCAAUAUACAAAUGAUGUACAAAUUUUUAAAAAGUACUCAAGUACGAAAUUUAAUUUUUACGAAAUAUCCAUGUACACCUGCAUUCGUCAUCUUUGCGCCAAAAUCUACUGCCUGUCCCGGUUAACGAUUUUUAUAUACGGAUGGUUAACGAUUUUUAUGCAUUAUUGUCACAGAUCUCUUCAACUGAUGUUCUUAAGUGUCAUACAUAA
Molecule: messenger RNA, 797 nt
Organism: Heterotrigona itama
Lineage: Eukaryota; Metazoa; Arthropoda; Insecta; Hymenoptera; Apidae
Source: the annotation of a GenBank genome assembly